Messenger RNA from Acanthopagrus latus (yellowfin seabream), 3791 nucleotides. It is a transcript of the gene etv5a, whose product is annotated as ETS variant transcription factor 5a. The coding region runs from base 247 to 1872 and encodes 541 amino acids. Gene Ontology annotation, molecular function: sequence-specific DNA binding; DNA-binding transcription factor activity, RNA polymerase II-specific. The record is from RefSeq and is a predicted model, not a curated record. Gene Ontology annotation, cellular component: nucleus. Gene Ontology annotation, biological process: cell differentiation; regulation of transcription by RNA polymerase II. The transcript is spliced from 13 exons. Lineage: Eukaryota; Metazoa; Chordata; Actinopteri; Spariformes; Sparidae.
UAACGAAAAGCUCAGUCAAGUUUUGUGAGUCGAAGGAGACGCAUCAGUUUAUCUGAGCGCAGACGACUACACGACUAUCGACACGUUGUGUUUUUUUUUUACUCGUGGAUAUUUCUACUGCAUUGUUUCGACACAGAGGAGAUAUACACACGGACACGUGACCUACAAAGUGACCCAGGCGCUGUCGCUUUAAAGCGAACAUCUCCCCUCCCCCCGAUAUUGGAGCCCCCCAAUCACCCAGAUAACAUGGACGGAUUCUAUGACCAGCAAGUCCCAUUUAUGGUCCCACCCAGUCACAAGUCUCAUGUGGAGGAAUCAUCUCACAACAGGCCUCUGAACGACAGGAAAAGGAAAUUUGUCGACACAGAGCUCGCCCAGGACACAGAAGAACUCUUCCAAGACCUCAGUCAGCUGCAGGAGAUCUGGAUUGCAGAAGCCCAGGUGCCCGAUGAUGAACAGUUUGUUCCAGAUUUCCAGUCAGAUAGCUUGAUGUUUCAUGGCCCGCCACCAGCCAAGAUCAAACGAGAGCUGACUCCCUCCAAAGAGCUUUCUCCCUGUCGCCAGGACAGGAGUCCCAUGCCCUACGGAGAGAAGUGCCUUUACAGCUACAGUGCCUGUGACAGGAAACCCACCCCUGGGUUCAAGCCAUUAACUCCCCCCUCAACACCGGUCUCUCCUUGUGGCCCCACCAGCACAGGAGGAACACACCCACUGAGUGAGCAGACGCCGCCUCCUCACCCCCAUGUAGCCAAUCCGACCCCAGGGCCGCGUCCACUGCACAUACAACAGCCUAUAACAGCAAGCGCAGGAUCUCCCAACCAGCAAACACUCCCAGUCCACAGCCCGCCCUUUGCCGUGCCCUGUGCACCCAUCAACCAGGAUGCCAACCACUUCACACCUGAGCACAGGUUCCAGAGGCAGAUGUCAGAGCCAUGUCUACCUUUUCCCCCAUCAGAGAGCCAGGGGCGCACCCAGUUCUUGCCUCAGCCCGCCAGCAGCAACAACAACAGUCUGCCACGUGACAGCCGGCCACCGUACCACCGGCAGAUGUCAGAGCCAUUGGUAGCUGUGCCUCCCCAGGGUUUCAAGCAAGAGCUCAUCGACCCACGAUAUACCGAGCAGGGUGUCCCCUCCAUGGGCCCCCCAGGUCCUCCCCAAGGCCCUCCACGUCAGGCUGCUUUCCACCCCAUGGCCAUCAAGCAGGAGCCUCGUGACUUCUGCUUCGAUUCUGAAGUGCCUAACUGUCAGUCAUCAUUUGGGAGAGCAGGGAGCUUCUACCAAAAUAACCAUGAAAGCUUCUCCUUUGACAGAGAUCCUCAGCUGUACUUUGAUGAUACCUGUGUGGUCCCUGAAAGAUUAGAAGGUAAAGUCAAACAGGAACCUUCUGUUUAUCGUGACGGACCUCCCUACCAGCGACGCGGCUCCCUGCAGCUCUGGCAGUUCCUGGUCACAUUACUGGAUGACCCAGCCAACGGCCACUUCAUCGCCUGGACUGGGCGUGGCAUGGAGUUCAAGCUCAUUGAGCCUGAGGAGGUGGCUCGUCGCUGGGGCAUCCAAAAGAACAGACCGGCCAUGAACUAUGACAAGCUGAGCCGCUCGUUGCGUUACUACUACGAAAAGGGCAUCAUGCAGAAGGUAAAGGUGGCUGGUGAGAGGUACGUGUACAAGUUUGUGUGUGAUCCCGAGGCACUCUUCUCCAUGGCCUUCCCGGACAACCAGAGGCCCAACCUGAAGGUCGAUCCCGACAGUCUGCCGGGGCUGGACGAAGACACUGUGCCCCUCACUCACUAUGACGAAAGCGCUCCCUACCUGCUGGACGUCGGGGAGCAGUGUGUGGCAGGCUUGCCCUUCCCAGACGGCUACAGCUACUAACCAGCGAAGGGUCCCGAUGCACACCACACAUUUACACGCAAACACUCCCAAAGUCUCUCGACGCCCACUCUAAAAUCCAGAGCUGGAACUGCUGAGCUGCUGGCAAGGAAAACCUGGCGCUCGAAUCCUUCAUGGCUCUCUCUCCUGCUCCCUGGAAAACCUUCAUAAACUCUGUAAGCUCCCAAGCUAAGAAUGAAUGAGGGAACAACCUGCGACAGCUCGUCUCCUACGCCAUCAUAUGAGAGAGAGAGAAACGGAGAGGGUUGUGAAGUGGACUCUGUAGCUCUGCCCACCUUACAAGCUACCUAAAGGAAGAAAACGGGCUGAUGUUGCUAUGGAGACCAAGCGAAGCAAGGCCAUACGCCGCCAACCUAAAAAGAAUGGGCAGACACCCUCUUUAUACAAGACUGAAAGAGUUGUUGCAUAUAUGAGUUUGUGACACUCUGCUUUUCUUAAAAACAAUCAAGUAAUCAACAGAGUAAAAACAUGAAAAAUCUGAUGAGAUAAUCUAAAUGCAGCACUAUUCAUUCUAUAGAUGCCUUUUUGGGUCCCCCCCAUGUUCAUGUCACCACAUUUGAACUACAAGAUCCGUGAAAGGGCUUUAAUUUGCAAAGACGGAUAGACAAAAAAACAAAACACACAAACAUAUUCUACACCCACUGAUCAGUUUGUUUCCUGUAGAUAGGACUGCAGUUUUUUGUUUUUUUUUGUUUUUUUAAAUAUGUCGGCUGUUUUACAGUUUUGUUGAAACUUUAGAGACCCAGAACUCUCAGGUUACUGGGGCGUUGCUGUAUUUCAGGCUAGUCGGUCGGGCUGCUCUCUCGUGUAAAUGUUACGUUCUUUAAUCGUUCUGCCCAUGUACGAGAUUGUGUCUGCUUCCCUUUAGAGACUGCACCCCAAGGUAGGAGCCCACAGUCUAUACAGUAUACUCCUCUCAUGUCUGUUCAUCAAUGCUGGGUCCUUUUAUUGCUCAACUGUAGAGAUGAUUAGCACCCCAUCUCCUCCAUUUCAAAAGGGACACAUAAUGCGAGUACAUAUUUUCCCUGCGGCGUUGAUCAUUCAUAAAAGCCUAAGAAGUUAUUAUGUAUGAUAAAUGGUCACAUUUUUGUAUUUCUGUCUGGGUGCUUAAUGUUUCCUCGGCAGUGUACUAGUUCUUCUGAUGCACCAGUAUGGCAGGAGCAUCGGGACAUUGCAUGCAAAACAAAGAAGGGUGACAUUUUGACACCCUCUUUUGGGCACCACUCUGCCAAUCACGUUUGUCAACAGGAGACUUCUGCUUCUCUUCGCAUGGUGUAAUCAGUCAAGACUGUGUCCACUAACAUAUCGCUUUACUGUCUUUGGACAAAGAUGAUAUUUGUGAUAUUCUCUGCAUUUUUUUGUGUUCAUUAUCUAUGUUUCCUAAUGGGGGCAAAGACAAACGUAUAUAAAGUAUAUAUUUUUGCUAUAAGGCUGCAUUUGUUUUGAUUUUAAUGUAUAAGCUGUAUAGUUCUGGCUCUAAUAGAUAUGUACCUUUUUAAAAAACAAUAUUGAUCCUUAUGACGCAACUACUGCAGACUGUUUCUUUAAGAGGCCUCUGUAUUGGGUUGGAGAGUAGAAGAGAAGAUGUUAUUAUCUUGCCUGUUAAGUGUGUGUGUGUGUGUGUGUGUGUGUGUGUGUGUGUGUGUGUGUGUUUGAGAGAGAGAGAGAGAGAGUGUGUGUGCGUGUGAGUGAGUGAGUGUGUAAGUGCGUGUGUGCGUGUAAAAGGCCAGAGUUCCAGCAAUGGCUCCAGUGAAGACACAGUAUAUCAUUGGCUCCACCCCAGACACAGGGAUUGUCUGCAAUUGUAUAGGCUUCAGUCCCCUCCCCUCACAAUGUGUUUCUUACACUGCUGAGUUUAUUAUAAUCUGUACUGGGUACAAUAAACAGUCCUUAAUGCUUCA